AGAACGUCAAGUAUGCGCUUCAUUUGUUCAUAAUUGGAAAAUGGCAUUUUAUAUGAAACAGUUUUUAUCAAAUAAUGUUUGACUAGACAUAAUUAAUGGAUUUUAUACUCAUAAUCUAUGCUCAUGUGUUGUAAAAAUUAAUUAAUUUAUGUUUACAAUUAAAUGACAAUUCAUUUUGCGCAUUUAAGAAGCAACACGCGUUCACAAGCGUUAGUUAGCUGACUUACAGCACUGUAGGGAAGAACUGAGAUGUGCGCAGUUCACUUCCUUUAAGAAAAGUUCUGGCUGGUUUUUAUUCAUGAUCCAUAAUUUUUGCACUUCUGUAUAAAACAUGGCGCCUAAAAAAAGGUCUCGAGGUAAUGCGAGGUCCAAUAAGCAAAAUUUAUCUGAGGUUGAAGAUGGUGAAGGAGGAUCUGGGAAAAAGUCUGAGUCCCAGAAUAGCAGGAGUUCAUCUUUAGAGAAACCUGCCUACACCAACUGGCUGAUGAAAUCUGAACCUGAGAGCAGGGUGGAGAACGGAGUGGAUGUGAAGUUUGGGAUUGAGGACCUGAAAGCUUGCCCGAAUCAAACAUCCUGCUGGGAUGGAGUGAGGAAUUAUCAGGCUCGUAAUUUCAUGAGGGAUAUGAAAGUGGGUCAGCAGGCUUUCUUUUACCACAGCAACUGUAAAGAGCCUGGAAUAGCAGGAAUUAUAAAGAUCGUAAAGGAAGCGUACGUUGACCAUACUCAGUUCGACAAGAAAGACGUGCAUUACGAUCCUUCCAGCAAACCUGAAAACCCUAAGUGGAGUAUGGUUGAUGUCCAGUUUGAAAGGAUGACCAGGCGCUUCAUUCCCUUGACUGAGCUGAAGAAAUAUCACCUGAAGCACAAGGGCAGUGGAGGAGCUCUCAGUAACACGGCCCUAUUCACCAGAGCUCGGCUUUCAGUGCAGCCUUUAACUGCAGAGGAAUUUGACUUUGUCUUGAGUUUGGAAGACACAGACCCCCUAUGAGGACAAAAUCAUCUAUUAUAUGCUUAUAUAUGAUACAUAAUAAUCCAAUCCCUGUAUUAAUUUGUUAAUAAAAUGUUUUGUGUUAAAGGAAAAAUCAAGGUAACCAUAGUGUAAUUUGUUGUAUGUUCAUUUUAUAGAUGUAUUAUAUUAUCAAAAUACUUUUCGAAUGAAUUAAACAUCAAAUCAUGAAGUUAUCAGACCACACCGUGCUUUUUUAAAACGAGGAACAAAUUGAUCCCGGAGUUUAUUUCGAGUGUGGCUGCUUAUCCAAGUGUUUAUUGUGCAAAAGUGCUUUCCAUCGUCACAAAACACAACAGAACUGCUCAACCUGAGAUGAGACAUGAGGAGCUCAGAGUAACACCAAUCAGAAAUAUGACCCUUGGUUCACCUGUCAUUCCUAAUGCAAUGUGUCAAUAUAUUAUAUUUGGAUUUAAGCAAUCACAUAGUAUCACAGAUAAAAAAAAUAAAUAAAAAAAAAAUAAACAUUA
Silurus meridionalis is the source of this 1476-nucleotide messenger RNA. It is a transcript of the gene thyn1, whose product is annotated as thymocyte nuclear protein 1. The transcript has 7 exons. NCBI's taxonomy places the organism in Eukaryota, Metazoa, Chordata, Actinopteri, Siluriformes, Siluridae. Gene Ontology annotation, cellular component: nucleus. The record is from RefSeq and is a predicted model, not a curated record. Bases 332 to 988 code for a protein of 218 amino acids.